Messenger RNA from Brugia malayi, 1512 nucleotides. It is a transcript of the gene Bma-vrk-1, whose product is annotated as Protein kinase domain containing protein. NCBI's taxonomy places the organism in Eukaryota, Metazoa, Nematoda, Chromadorea, Rhabditida, Onchocercidae. Gene Ontology annotation, biological process: peptidyl-serine phosphorylation; signal transduction. Bases 1 to 1512 code for a protein of 503 amino acids. The transcript has 9 exons. The record is from RefSeq and is a predicted model, not a curated record. Gene Ontology annotation, molecular function: ATP binding; protein serine/threonine kinase activity. Gene Ontology annotation, cellular component: nucleus; cytoplasm.
AUGCCAUUAUCACGGAAAAAAGCACAUGAAUUGGCUUGUGUUGUUGUGGAGAAAACAGUUAUCACAGAUACUCUCAAACACCGAUUUGUCAUUGAAAAAGAAUUUGCACGCGGUGGUUUUGGUCGCAUUUACUCCGGAAGACAAGAAGAUAGUAAAGAAUAUGACAAGGCUGGUUCACUUGCGAUCAAAAUUGAACCGCAUGCAAAUGGUCCACUUUUCACAGAAAUAACAGUCUUUCAACGAAUCCUAACACCGCAAAAGCUUGCAACUUGGUUGGAUAAGAAAAAAAUCAACCAUAUUGGUUUACCUCCAUACGUGAGUAGCGGUUUAUUUACAUAUAAUGGUGAGAAGUUACGAUUUCUGAUUAUGCCACGCUAUGAGAAAUCUCUGGAAACAUAUCGUAUAGCAAAUGGUGGUAUUUUGGACAUGGAUUUAAUAUUGACUGUUGCGAAACAAUGUGUCGAUUGCUUAUCAUACAUGCAGGACCACGAUUACGUGCAUGGUGAUCUAAAGGCAGACAACAUUUUGUUGGCAUCAGCAAACGAAUAUUCCAGAUGUUUUUUGGUCGAUUUUGGACUUGCAAGGUUGGCCAAAGGGAAUGUCGACAAACCGGAUAAAAAAAGGGCUCAUAACGGAACUUUGUUGUUUACUUCAUUGGAUGCUCAUCGUGGUUGUUCUCCUUCAUUUCGAGGUGACUUGGAAAUACUUGGAUACAACAUACUUUACUGGUUGUGUGGAACGUUACCUUGGCAGAAAUAUGGGCAAAAACCAGAAUCAGUUAUGACAGAAAAAGAAAAGUUUUCAAAGGAAUUCGAUGAAAAUAUCAAGAAGCUUAUGCAAGGUGAAUAUGUGCCUUUUCUGAGCAAGCUUUUUAAGCUGGCUUAUGAAACGCCGUAUGUGAACAAAGUGGAUUAUGGAAGUGUUCAAUUGAUUUUGAAUCAAAUGUCAUCGACAUCUAAAAAUUUGAAUUCAAGAAGCAGAAGGAAGGGAAACUCAAAAACAUCGCUGACUGAUAAAGCUGUGAGUGCGAGAAACAUUUCACCAUCGACUGUUCGUAAGCGUGAGGGGAAUACAAAAGAUCUAGAUAGUAGUACGUCAUCCAGCAAACCACCUACUCCAAAGAGACGGAAAAGUGACCGAAUCGCAAACCAGUUGUCAAAAAAAGUGGUCGAUUCUCCAAGAUCUGACGAAGAGAAGUCUCCAGAAGUUGGUGGCAGCAAUGGUAACAAGAAAAAAGACAUUAAACAUUCACUCAAUGUCAUAUCUCAUAAAAAAAACUUUACUAAACUAAAUCGAGGACAUCGAAAUGGCGUGAAGUCAGCAGCUAAACAAAAUGCACCUUUAUCGCCAGCAUUAUUGCUUUCUAGCAAAAAAGUGGAAGAUUCUCCUGGUAAGAAACUACGUAAUGUAAUUCCGGGUCUUCACAAUAUGAAGACCGUGCGACAGUCUUUGAAAGAUACACUUGUGAAGAAAUAUAUCAAUGUUGCUAAUCAGGCUAACAGAAAGCAAUAA